ACUUCAUAACUACUCCGUGUUUCUGCCUGUUAAAAGCAGGGGUUUCGCUCUCGUAUAUUAUGUAUAGCACUUUUGUUGUCUUAUGGAGUUAAUAGUUUCAAAUAAAUUUUGAGUGAUUAGAAAAUAAUUGUUUUGAAAAAGUGUUAUUCUUUUCACGAUUGCAAAGUAAAAUCAAUGGCGUUUUCUCGGUAAAUGCAAUAAAUUCAUUGCUGUGUCAUGCACGUGUUUCGACUGAUGAAAAAUCAGUAUUUUUACGUAUUGGAUUUGCCAUCAACGACCCAUGAGGGAGAACAAUGGAUCGGAUCAGCCAAUCUGCGUAGCCAUGAAGCGAAUUCCAUUCUGAUGAAAAGAUAAGAAGGGACAAAUGUGGCUUAAAAAUUCGCAUUAAUAAGUGAAGACUGCGCACACCAUGGCAAAGCACAGAAGUCCUAUACAAUCGCAAGGAAAAAAUGAGAAGAAAAUGAAGAGAAAGGAUUCCAGUGAUUCGGAGACAAUGUCUCUUAAUAAAUUCGAAGAUAUUUUAAAGAGACAACCGGUUGUUCUCUUAGAAAAACUUCCGAGUAACAUUUCCACAAUUCCCAACACCCCAAAGUCGUCAACUCUCCGGUUUUCCUUGAAAUCACAAGAGAAAACUUCUCAUGGACCAAAGAAGACUUUAGCACAUAAAUUAGUUUCAGAGAUUUCCAAUUCACAAUCAUCUCCGAAAAGAAGCAAACCAAGUUCUCAAAAAACAUCAACAAAAUGCAAAGAUGCAUCGAGAAGUCAAAAUUGUUUAAAAAAAAAUAAUUCCACCGCCUCUUUUGUCAGUACCGAAGGAUCUUUAGACGAGGAAUUUGCAAAAUAUGGCGGCAGUGGUUUUCGAAAAAUCCAAAAAGUUUGCACUCGUGAUCCAAUGCGCGUUACUCCAUGUUCUGAUGUAUGUUGCAUUGAAUUCUCAAAUCCCGCCGACGAUGAGAAAAAGAAACAAAAAAAAAAGGAAUCUAGUUCCGCAAAGAAAAUUUCCCGAUCACAACCAAUAUUUAAAACGAAAUUAAACUCAAGUCAAAAACCGCCAGAUUCGACGUUAAAACGAAAAAAAUUAAAAAACGAAAUCUCCAAGAAGAAAGAAAGCACAGAAACUUGUUUAUCCUCAAGUAGUUCGGAAAAUAGUCAAACUUCCCUGAACCAAUCAUCUCGUUUUGUUCUUUUCACAAAAAAAUCAAAUUCCUCAUCACAACAAAUUAAAACAAAUUCUACUCUUAAUCCAUCGCCAAAUUCUUCCUCAAAUUCCUCCAUUAAAACUCCAAGUCUAUUUAAAAAUCGAAUAGGAAAACGUUCAGAAUAUUUUCCCAAUUUAUCCAUGAGUAAUUUAUCGAAAAGUGAAUUGAACACGAAUUGUCCAAAAGCCCCGGCAAUUACAGAAGCAUUGCAAACGCAAAUGUUGGAGGCGUCAACUUUUCCCAAAACGAGUGGUCCCAAUAUUAAUUCAACAUCGAAAACAAAAUGUUUAUAUACACAGUGCAAUAUGAAAUAUAUAAGUCCAUUGAGUUAUUCGGAGAAUGAAUUGAAAGUUAAUCGAACUGAAAGUAGAGGGGAAAAUUAUUCGAAAUUGAGAGAGAAUAAUAAUAUUGUCGCACAGACAAGUACUAGCAAUCAAAAUGAAAUUCCAAAUGUCUCAUAUACAGAAAAUAGUUUUCUCAUGAAUAAUCAUCAAUUUAGCAAUACAGUGACGACUAAUCAUUUAGAUGAUAGUUUCAGAAAUUUAUCACUUGAGAGGAUUCCCCAAAAUGGUACAUGUCUAUCUGAGAUCAAAUUAGAGGGAAAUGUAUAUAAUUUUCCAACGAGCAACACUCAGCCUUCUACUAAUAAUGAUUUUCAUUUGGCGAGAGAGGGAACCACGUUUGGCGAUCAAUUGUCAUAUACGGAGAGUAAUGUCAAAGAAUCGACACUAUCGAAUAUUGAGAAGGAAGAUUUUUUAAUGGACGACUUUCAAUUUCCAUUGAUGUCACUUGAGAAAAUAAUGGACUCACUCGACACAAGUCUGACAAUGGAAACAAAUGAGACAACGUCCCAAAGGAAGAAUAUUAAAAUCAAGGAUAUCGAGACGAUACCAACAAAUUGUAUUCAACUUAUACCUCGACCAAAAGCAAUGAUAAAAAACGAGAAUCUCUCUCCAAAUAAAUCCCAAGCAAUUGACAAAGUUUGCGAUCAGGAGAAAGUCGCCGUUAUAAAUAUUCAAAAUUUGGAACAAUUACGCAAAGAUGAAUUAACGCAGAGCCAGGAAUCGUAUGAUUACAAUAACAUUAUUACCGAUGAUUUGAUAAAUAAUUAUUUACCAAUAACACAGGACGUUAAUGCUCUCGUUAAUUCAAGUAUCGUCGAUCCCAACAAUGAUUUAUUGAAUUUAAAUUGCGAUGGUUUUAUCGAAAACGAUAUUGUCAAUAAUAAUGAGAAAUUAUUGUCACAAAAUGGCGAGCAACAACUUUCGCCAAAUUUUCACGAUGUCAAGGAAAUUUUAUCAACCGGACCGCCUGCCGAAAUGUUACAACUUCACAAUCCAAGUGGUCGUACUUGUCUGAUACCAGCGACAGGCGUCAACGAUUUUCUCAACAAGGCAAAUGAAAUUACAAUGACGAUAAAUCAUACAAAUUUUGAAUUAGAUAAUUCCAAUCGUGAAUUUAAGGAACCAGUUCAAAAUCAAGAAAAAUAUCCAAUUAAUGACACGAUAGAAGUCACUUAUCCCCGAAAACGAAAAUGGUGCAAUGAAAAUCGCAAAAAUCGUUCAGAAACAGGGAAAAAAAUUAAACUCAACAGACGUCGAUGGUCUAGAACGUGUAACGAAAGUGAUGACUUCACCGACACAUCGUCCGAAGUCUCAAGUUCCUGUCUAUCGAGUUUCUGCGAAAAUGACAACAACAAUUAUCAAAAUCAAUUGGAAACAUUCAAUACACUACAAAGCGAAAUUAUCGACAAACCAAACGAAAAUAUAACCAAGAUUUUACAAAUGAAACAACACGAGAGUAUAGAAAUUAAACACGAGAGUAUUGAAAUUGAGGAGCACACAAUUUUCUCCAAUCAAGUUGAUCAAUUUCAAAAACAAAUUCAAUUUGAACCAAAAAUUGUUGCCGUUGAGGAAUCGCGGGUCGAUCCGGAACCGCAACCAGAACCCGAACGAGAGGAAUUUAUUCAAUUGAAUCAAAUUCAGGAGAUUAGUAAAUGUCCUUCGCCUUGUGGUGAGGGAGUGGAAAGUAAAAAUGAACUGAUACGAAAAAAGAGGAGAGUUAGAAGUUCGAAAUUUUCACCAAGUUCUUUACCGAGUGACAGCAGUUCAGAGGAUGAGGAUAUUAAAUUGAAUUCAGCAUCGGAUGAUGAGAGGGUUAUUGAGGAUAAAUGCGGUCUUUUAAAACAACGAUUUCAACGAGAAUUGAGCCACAUUCAAUCGGAUAUUGAUAACAUUGAUAAUGAUAAACUAUUAGGUUUAAAUACAAGCGGUCAAAAUAUUGAUGAUCAAAAGGAUGAUGAUCAGAAGGAAGAUGACGCAAUUUCACUUUGCGCGUCUCCAUCGCUUAUGGAAUUAUCUUCAAGAUGUGACACUCCACUAUUUGAAAAUAGAACGACAACUCAGAGCGAUUGUUCCAACAUCGAUGAAUCAUAUUGGGACGCGUUUAAGCGAAAAAACGAUGUCGAUUGUGACUUUGAUUUGAGAUCAUAUCUGGAUCGAAGUCGACAGGAAAAAAAUCAGGAAAACGGAACCAAUGGGAGACAAGUUGAGAGCAGAAUAAAUCCAGAGGAUUUAUUCACGAAACCAGUGAGAAGUGUAAAUUCUAAUAAUCGAGUAAAUAAUGUUAGAAGUAGAAUUGAACCACCGUCAACAUCGAAUGCUGCUGAUGCAAAAAUUAAUAAUGUUCGAACUAAAAUUGAAGCACCAACGAAUGAUAAUUCUCGAGUCAAUAUCGUCAGAAAUAAUAUUCAAGUGGCAUCAAAUUCAAACAAUAAUGUUACUAAUGCCACAAGCAAAGUCGAAGUACCAACGUUUCAUAAGAAUGCCACUAAUUUCACAAGUAAAAUUGCCGUACCAUCAAACUUGAAUAGUACUAGUGGAAAUUUAGAACAAAACUACGAUUUAUCGAAAAUAUUUUAUGGCACUUGUCACAUCUUUUUGAUUCAUGGAAAUUGUACCAGGCAUGUGUGUCUCUUUAAACACGAGAUUCCAGAUAGUAAUAAAUUCUUUCAAAACGUUCCUGAAACGACAUUAUACAAUAUGAUGUGUGAUUGUAUGUCAAAAAGAUUUUUUUUCUAUCUCAAAAAGGCUUACGGAAAUUUUCUGCAAAAAUUUAGUUACCCUAAUGGCAUGCAAUUUUUUCAAACAAUGCUAAUUAAAAAUUGGAUGGACCCUCAACUUUUGGAGGAGACAGUUGAAUUUUUACGGCAAAAAUUGGUGCCACUACCAAAAGUAAUUCAAGACAUUUCUGAAAAGUUUCAAAUAGUACAUCCUUUAUUACAGAAACUACCAGAAAUUAUCGAUAAAAAAGCAACAACAUUUGAAUAUUGGGAAUCGAUGCGUUUUGUAAUUCGCACAACGGUAUUAACAAAUUUUAUGCUUGAAAAAAUUUUGCUUCAAUGUUUAAAUGAAAAUACAAAUAUCGAGCGUAUAACUGAAGUUUAUCAGGUGUUCAUUGAAAAACACUUGAAUGAAAGAGUAAAAGAAGAAUUGUGGUUCUCCUUCUAUAAUCUCAUUUAUAUGCGUUUAACUGAAAAUUUUGCAGUUGAGGAAAAUUUAGAUAUUGAUGAUGCCAUGGAUAUUGUUAAUAAUGAUAUAGCAUCACCUGAUCCUACAUUUCAGAGUCCUAUUCAAAAUCCCGUUGAACCACCAAUUCUUCAGAAGUUUGAAGACGUUCAGAAUUUGGCAAAUUUUCAAAAUGAAAUUCUUCCGAAUAUUCAAAAUGAAAUUCCGCCAAAUGUUCAAGAUGAAAUUCCACCAAAUCUUCAAAAUGACAAUUCGAUAAAUUUCCAAAAUGAUAAUCCGCCAAAUCUUCAAAAUGACAGUGUACCAAGUUCUUCUUUUGCGCGUCGUAUUGAGAAUGUUCCACCGCCAAAAUCUGUUUAUAGAGACAAAGAUAAUUUGUGGAAGUUUUAUGAUCGUCUUGAAAGUAUGAAACGAGGUCUUCAACACAGGGAUUAUGAUCACGUUGUCCAUAUUAUUCUACAAUAUUCAAAGGAGAGAAGUCCAUUCACUCGACAUUGUCAUCGAAUAUUAUGCGAAGAAAUAAAUAAAUCUCAAACGCACGUUGAAAAUGUCAUCAAAGCUGCAGUCCAAGAUGGAGAACUAUCCAAGAUGCGAGAUAUUUUGUCACGGCUAGGAACAAAUGUCUUGAUUGAAUUAGCUGAUCGGGAACUUUGGAUUUACGCAAAUGAACUUCUUAAGACGCUGCAAAAAUAUGAACUGUACAAUAAUAACGCUGGAUUAACACUACUUGCGGCUGAAAUUUAUUUAGCUAAUCAGCUACUUUCAGAGGCUUUCUGGUUAUUACGAGAGAGUAAUAUAAUUUUUACUAAUUGCACGAGAUGGAAAGUGAAGAGUAGAAAGGAAGAUAUGGGACUCCGAGUUUCGGUGGUGACACUUUUGUUGGAGUCGUUGUGUCAAAAUCACGCACAGGAGGCUUUUUUCAUUUUUGAUUUAAUACUCGGUGAACAAUCUUCAAAUGCUUUUCCAAUAAAUCUCACACGACUAGUUGAUAGACUAAUGCUGUCAUUAAUCUCUCAAGAUCGUACGGACUGCGUAAUUAAUUUAUGCAAAAAAGCAAUGAGAUAUCAUUUGAAUUUUCACGAAAUUACUUAUCGAGCUGUGAUCACUUCAUUAGUACCAGUUGAUAUUGAUUUAGCGAGACAAUUUUUUCAGUACGCUACAUUCCUCGGUGUUUACCCGACGGCAAUAGAUUAUCCUGUAAUGAAUGUGAUAGCAAAUGUCGAUUGGACCGAAGAAGAAAUGUACUUGGUAAUUUCGGAGUUUCUACGUAAACUCUCAUUGGAAGCUGGUUUUGCCAUAUCGCGUAUUGGAAAUAGGCAGCUAUCGGCUUUUUUUAUAUUUGAAUCAAUACCUUCGAGGAGAGAAUUAUUAAAUAAUAUUUCCAAUCAAAAUAAAAAGACUUCCGAGAAGAAACUAAAAUUGAGCAAAGAAAUGUUGAAAAAUAUCUUGGAAACAAGAUUUGAUCCGCCAAUAAGAUUGAUAAAGAGGGAACAAGGUAAAAUUUGUAAAAUAAACGGUGAAAGUCUCGUGGCAUUUUUGAAGUCAGGUAACAUUAAUAAUUAAUAUUCAAAUGAUAUUAGACCUUUAAAAAAAAGUCGUUAUUUUUUGCACGAUAUUUAAAAAAAAUCGUGAUGUAUUUUUGUAUCGAAACUUUUGUCUGUAUAAAUUUCAGCGCAAUUUAAAAAAUUGCACUGACAUAUUUUUUUUUUUUGAAUGGAAAAUAGUUAGUAACCGAGUAGUUCAUGUUAUUUUAAAUAUUAUUUUUUUUGUUUGUUUUAUAUUUGAGUUCCUUAUUGAUAUUGUGUACGAUAUUAGCCAAAGAAAAAAAAAUCAAAAGCGAUGCUAAGUCUGUACAAACAUUUGUGAUAUAAAGCUUUCUUAGUCGUUAAAUUAUAUUUUAAAAAUCAAAAAAAAAAGAACGAAAAAAAAUCAAAGCUGCUUGCUAUAUAUUAUAAUUUUAAUAUUUCCUUAUUUUUAAAAUUAACGAAUUCUCAAAAAAAUUUUCUUUACACAAAAUCGAAAUUUGUGUAAUUGGGAAAGAAAUGUUUUAUUUCUAUGAUUUUAAAGGAAAAUCAUAAUUACUUUUUAAAUGUUGAGACGAUUGAAAGCUUUAUUUGCCAAAAAGGAAUUUUUCGUAAUUAUUUUGUUUUGUUUUAAAGUAAUUUAUUUUUUUGACAUUCCAGUAACUUUAAGGGACAUUAAUAAUAAUACUGUUUAUUCGCAAUUUAAUAAAAUUUUAUGAAUAGAACGAAAUGAGAAAUUAACUGCGAAAAAAAAUGUAAUGUCCAUGAGAAAUUUGACAAG
Leptopilina heterotoma is the source of this 7030-nucleotide messenger RNA. RefSeq lists its product as uncharacterized. The record is from RefSeq and is a predicted model, not a curated record. The coding region runs from base 410 to 6289 and encodes 1959 amino acids. NCBI's taxonomy places the organism in Eukaryota, Metazoa, Arthropoda, Insecta, Hymenoptera, Figitidae. The transcript has 12 exons.